AUGUAACGCUCCAGACUGAACGGAUGAAAUCUGAGCCUCGGCGGGUCCCGUCCAACCUCCUCAGCUACUGCCCUCCCAUUCGCUGGGUUUUCGCCUUCUGAGAGAGCCUGGGCCUCGGCGGCCUCCGUUGCAUCCUGGCCGGUGGCGCCGUGUGGGAGUGGGAGCCGCUGGGUGCGUGUGUGACACGGAGUCUACAGGGCCGCCGCCAUGAGCCGCAGCUACAAUGAUGAGCUGCAGUAUCUGGACAAGCUCGACAAGAACAGCUGGAGGAUCAAGAAGGGCUUCGUGCCCAACAUGAAUGUGGAAGGAGUGUUUUAUGUAAAUGAGCCGCUAGAGAAAUUAAUGUUUGAGGAGUUACGAAAUGCCUGCAGAGGUGGCGGUGCUGGUGGAUUCUUGCCUGCCAUGAAACAGAUUGGGAAUGUGGCUGCACUACCUGGUAUUAUUCAUAGAUCUAUUGGGCUUCCUGAUGUACAUUCUGGCUAUGGGUUUGCCAUUGGUAACAUGGCAGCAUUUGACAUGAGUGACCCAGAGGCAGUGGUGUCACCAGGUGGUGUCGGGUUUGACAUCAACUGUGGUGUCCGAUUGCUGCGUACGAACCUGGAUGAAAGUGACGUCCAGCCCGUGAAGGAACAGCUCGCCCAGGCCAUGUUUGACCAUAUUCCAGUUGGGGUGGGCUCCAAGGGUGUCAUCCCCAUGAAUGCCAAGGACUUGGAGGAGGCCCUGGAGAUGGGUGUGGACUGGUCUCUCCGGGAAGGCUAUGCCUGGGCGGAGGACAAGGAGCACUGUGAGGAGUAUGGAAGGAUGCUGCAGGCUGAUCCCAAUAAGGUCUCCUCAAGAGCUAAGAAAAGAGGUUUGCCUCAGCUGGGGACCCUGGGAGCAGGAAACCAUUAUGCUGAGAUCCAGGUGGUGGAUGACAUUUAUAAUGAGUAUGCUGCCAGGAAGAUGGGCAUUGAUCACAAGGGACAGGUGUGUGUAAUGAUCCACAGCGGCAGCAGAGGCCUGGGCCAUCAAGUAGCUACAGAUGCUUUAGUGGCUAUGGAGAAAGCCAUGAAACGGGACAAGAUCAUAGUUAAUGAUCGCCAGUUGGCAUGCGCCAGAAUUGCCUCCCCAGAGGGACAGGACUACCUAAAGGGAAUGGCAGCGGCUGGGAACUAUGCAUGGGUCAACCGCUCUUCCAUGACUUUCCUAACCAGACAGGCCUUUGCUAAAGUCUUCAACACAACCCCUGAUGACCUAGAUCUUCAUGUGAUCUAUGAUGUGUCUCAUAAUAUCGCCAAAGUGGAGCAGCAUGUGGUGGAUGGAAAAGAGCGGACCCUGCUGGUGCACAGAAAGGGAUCGACCAGGGCUUUCCCUCCUCAUCAUCCUCUCAUUGCUGUCGAUUACCAACUGACUGGACAGCCAGUACUGAUUGGCGGAACAAUGGGAACCUGCAGCUAUGUUCUUACUGGUACCGAACAAGGCAUGACCGAGACCUUUGGAACCACGUGCCAUGGAGCUGGUCGUGCAUUGUCCCGAGCCAAAUCUCGACGAAAUUUGGACUUCCAGGAUGUGUUGGACAAGCUGGCUGACAUGGGGAUCGCCAUCCGUGUUGCUUCCCCCAAGCUAGUCAUGGAAGAAGCACCAGAAUCCUAUAAGAAUGUGACAGAUGUGGUUAACACCUGCCAUGCUGCUGGCAUCAGCAAGAAAGCUAUUAAAUUGAGACCUAUCGCUGUUAUUAAAGGCUAGGAUGUAACUGAGACCAUCCGAAACCACUGGCAAAGCAAUGCCUUCCACAGAACUGACUAAAAUCGUCAUUGUCAUCUUUCACACCUCUUGACUGCAGAGUGCUCAGAAAGUACACUCCCUAUUUUGGAAAUAUGACUGGUCGAGGAUGCUCUUGUUAUUACCCAGAGUCUCAAAAGUAACAUUUUUGUGGUACGGUGCCCUUUAGCAUGCAGAAGGGGUAAACAAACCGAUGCUGUUGCCUUUAUGUAUAAUGAUCCCACAAAAAUGCAUGAAAUUCCAUUAGCAGAACUGCAGACCUGGCUCAACCAGACUGUCGCUAAUAAGCCUGCAGAUUGCAGUACGCCCUUCAUCAGCCAGUUUAAUAUAUAACUCUUGCCUAACUCAGUGUGCACCCAAGUGACUGGAGCCCCUGAUGCCAGCUGAAGUCCUCUGGCAGGUCACAUACAGAACUCCUGGCAGUGGGAAGAUGCUCUGUUUGCAUACACUAGUCUAUAUUGUGUAGACAUAUGGUAGUGGUAGUUAUGUAAAAAAUGAUGAGUAGGGAGUGGUCUUAACCCUAACAAAAAGCAUGAAAGAGACUAGCCAGGGUUCAGACACAGCCCACAUAAUCAAAACAUGGUCCUGGGGUGUACUGACUCCUUUGAUAUUGACAGUUGUUCCACAAGGGCUGAUGGGAAUUCUAGUGCCAUUGGGUAUGUUGUUCGAAAGGUCAAAUGUUACCUUGCACAUCGUAUGACUUAACAACUGAUAGAUGUGCUUAGCAUAAAACUUGAAAGGUCUGCAACUGUAAUUGGAUCUGCUGGUGCAGCUCUCUCCAAUGGGUUUCUGUGUGGAUGACUUAGUGGUUUGAGAUGCAGGAUCAUGACUGAAGAUAAGUAUGAUUUGAGACUGACAGAUUAGCCCUUUAUUUUUGUUUUACAUUUAGUAGUUGGGAGGCAAAUCACCAAAGUUGGUGAAUUUCUGGGAACUUGGAACUUCUAAAUAAAAACAGGAAAACACAAAAUCA
Molecule: messenger RNA, 2731 nt
Organism: Caretta caretta (loggerhead turtle)
Lineage: Eukaryota; Metazoa; Chordata; Testudines; Cheloniidae
Gene: RTCB
Product: RNA 2',3'-cyclic phosphate and 5'-OH ligase
Biological process (GO): tRNA splicing, via endonucleolytic cleavage and ligation
Cellular component (GO): tRNA-splicing ligase complex; nucleus
Molecular function (GO): RNA ligase (GTP) activity; RNA ligase (ATP) activity
Source: RefSeq, a predicted model, not a curated record